Molecule: messenger RNA, 986 nt
Organism: Candoia aspera
Lineage: Eukaryota; Metazoa; Chordata; Lepidosauria; Squamata; Candoiidae
Gene: TERB2
Product: telomere repeat binding bouquet formation protein 2
Exons: 7
Coding region: 42-689 (215 amino acids)
Biological process (GO): homologous chromosome pairing at meiosis; meiotic attachment of telomere to nuclear envelope
Cellular component (GO): nuclear inner membrane
Source: RefSeq, a predicted model, not a curated record
AUACAGAGGCUCACAGGAACCCAGCUCGGCCUCCAGGCGGGAUGUUUGGGGGCCGCAGGGCCUGGUUCUCGCAAAGCGUCCACCCAGAGCUCUGCCACCUUUGGGUUGGUGAAGGAGGGGUGAUUGUGAACCUGGAAAAUGCUGAUUACCUCUUCAGCAGCGACGCGUCUCACCCAGAUACGAAAAGAAUACACCAAAGUUUAGACUAUCUAGAAGACCGAAUCACGGUUUUUCAUUCCUGUUUUCUUACUGCAAGCAUCAAUGCUGAAAUAAAAAACACCGUUCCUCUAGGACAUUUCCUUCUCCCACCAGCCAACUUGCAAGAAGAAAUUAGAAAAAAAAUUGGCAACUUUAUAUGGGAACAGAUCACCAGUCCACUAGAACUACAGUCUGGUCAAACUCUUGAAUCACAAAGCAUCAAGAAGCAAGAAAAGUUAAGAGACAAGAAAGAGCUGGAGAAAUGCCAAGGGCCAAGGACAUCUGAAACGGGGAAACUAACAUACAUUCCUCUUCAAGAUUAUCCAUCAAGUAACAUGGUGACAGGUUAUACCUCUGAGAAAGAGAUGAAGAAAUUUCUUGGUGAGAUACGAGAUUUCAUUCCUGGUUGUUCUGGAUAUUUAGCAUGCUGGAUUCCAAAUGAAACAAAUGUUUCCUUUGAUGUGAAAAUGAAAUUAAAAAGGAAGUUGUGAGUAACUGUUGAUUCCUUAGGAAGAGCAAAGUUUGUUUCUCAGCUUCCCUGCAAUUUUGGUUCCUUCUUUUUUCAGAGGAGUUUAGAAUGUUAUUACUGGAAAGGAGCCAAGUGCAAAUGGGGGAAAGUUUUGUGCUGCUCUUUACGGGCAUGGUUCACUCCUGACCAAUUCAGGACAUGUCUUGUUUGUCAUAAUGGCUGUUUGAAUUCUAGUUAUUAAAGCAUUGCUGCUUUUUAAAGAAGUCAAUGUCCUUUCAGUGCAUUGUGUUUUGACUUUUGCUCGGCCCUGAACCAUUAA